AUGAAGAUUGUGUACACACUCUUGAUUCCUGGGGUGGAUAUACCUGGAACGAUGUACCGUGCGAUAACUGCUACAACUUCACUCGCUUUACGGGUAAUAUUCAUGAAACCUUUAAGGAACCUGCUGGUAUACAUGCAUAUACACUCAAUGAUGUUGCCCUGCUGACUGAUAUCUUUCCUAAUUGUUGGAGUCUUGGGUUUAUCCGAUCAAAAUUGGGAAGAAAACAUCAAUUUUGUUUUGUGAACGAGUGGGUUAAGAGUAGCGGUGACUAUUUUCAAGUCGUUCGAUUAAGAAGCAACAAAAAGCAAACUGAGGUGAUAAACAUAAGGGGAUAUAAACGCAUUGCUGAAAAGAAAUAAAACUUUAACUUGACGUUGCGUAUGCUCCAACAUACAUCUUCCGAAGUAAUUUAUGAUUACUUUCACUUUGUUGCAGCAAAUCAGCUUCUGCGAUAUCUCAAUAUUUGCCUUGCGCAUAUCAAAUCCACUGUUGAAUUUGAGGAUAACAACAUGAUCUCUUUCUUAGACAUACUCAUUAAACAUAGCAACCCAUUUUUGUCAACGUCAAUUUUUUUUGCUCAAUGGGACUCUUUGACACGUCGAAAAUACAAGAUAAACCUUAUCCGUACGCUCACUUUUCGCUUUCAUUAUUCUUAUCAUUUACAUCUCGAAAAUACAAGGGCUUUCGGCUCGUAAUUUUAUACCUGAUUAAACACUGCUGCUCUUUUAUUAAACAUUAAGCUUAUUUUCCUACAAUAUGUCUCUAUUGUUUCUUUGACUUAGUUACUUAUUCUACAUUUCAAUUUCUGGUGUUAUUGAACGGUUAAUUGCUUCUGAAGAUAUAUGUAGGAACAUACGAAACGUCAAGUUAAAGUUUUAUUUCUUUCCUGAAAUGCGUUUAUAUUUCCUUAUGUUUAUUACCACAGUUUGCUAUUUGUUCGUUCGAUUAAUAAUCUGGAGAACACUCCGUGUUUAAAGAGUGCAAUAAAUUGACCGUUUCCCCUUUAAAAUAGGUUUCUUUGAUGCACAUUACUCACUCUAUCACUCAUCUUUUCUAAUUAAUUGCAAAUUGGAGUCACUGAAGUAACAACCAUUAGAUGAAAGAUGUUAUACGCAGUAUAUGCUUAAACAAGCCCUUUCCAACUCAUAGUCAUCUAGUCUAUAACAAAUGUCUCCAAUGUGACUGGCUAUUAUAUUACCAGUACUUGUAAUCGCGUGAAAAUCGUAAUAGAACACUACUUGAAUACAAGAAUUACAAAAUAUGUUAAACAAACAGUUUUGCCCUGACGGUGUCUGAUUGUGUGUUUAGGCUUGGUUUCUUCUCUUUAAUAAAAAGGUUUUCGUAAAUCAGGCAAAACAUAUUUAUAACAUACAUACAUAGUACAUACUUUAUUGAGACUACUAAAACUAAGUCAUUAAAUGGAACCUUCUCCGAAACAUCUAACCAUUUAAGAGAUCUUCGUCCCUGGCAGAUGUGGUCAAACUUCUUUCAACCGAAUACAACUCUGGCAGCAAAAUUUUGUUCCAACUGAAGUUUGUGUAGGUUGCGUUUAGAUGUGUUCCCCCAUACUGAGGAACAAUAGAAACGUUUUAUUACUGAAAAAAAAGCUACUUAUAAGUAAUAGGAGGGUUUCCUUAUCUAAAAGAUGUUUAAUUCUACCUAUCUGUACCAACUGGUUCAUGCAACUAGAGACUGUUUUAGUAACAUGUACAUCAUUAGGUAAGAUAUUGAUCAAUGUAUACUCCGAGAUCCUUAGCAACUGAAACUGGAGAAAUAGUUUUCCCAACACGAUUAAGGAGAUAUGAGGUAGCCUCUUAAUAAGUUGUGUUCAAACAUCGACGGCAAUAGUAAAAAACGUUCUAGAUUUUUUUGAAAUUUAGCUUCUAGCCACUCAAACCACCAGCAAAAGAGGUGAAGAUGUUUCCGGCAAAUUGGUCGAGCCUGAGUCGUUGAAAAGUCUGCCGUAAGGGCUGACAUUCAGCUGGAAAGAUACCACAAAUUCGUCUUUGUCGGAAAAUAUCCAAUUUGUAUAGUGUCCUCCGUUUUUAACGUUUUUUAAUUCUUUACAAAACAAGUUAGUUAUAAAAUAAGCUCAAUAGGGAAAAAUUAUGCACUUUUGUUAUAGCCGAACAAUCUGACUGAAGCAGGAAAAUUUCUCUUGCAACAACAAGACAAAUUACACAAGAAGACAUACAUUUAUUACUCACAAACACAACUGCUGCCAGGUCUUCUCAAGAAGCUGUAUUGACUAGCCAUUGUUCGUAAAUGAAUAUAAGUUUAAAGUAUGGGAUGACAUUCGUCUUCGCUGAAAAAACAAGUUUUUUGGAUCUCGCCGCGCAAAACAUAUACAUCUUUUCAGCAAAUCCAAACCAUACUCCACGACUUCUUAUAACAUACGAACAUGUGACCAUGAGUAUUAACUUUAGGUGGACUUUGACUUUUUUAUCUUUAAUUCUGCUUAGUUUCCAGUGAUCGUUAAAGAAUAAAUAAGCAAAUUUUCCUUCUCAGUUUUACAGAAAGAAUUUUCAUUCAAACUACAUGAUUGUGGCGUGUUUGUAACCAGCCAAUAGAAGCGUUUGUUUUUGUGUUGCGCGUUAUGGAGAAUUUUGCAGUUGAUCAAAAAGCAAGCAUUGUCGUCAUUUAUGUUGUAAAAGAAUUUCCUCAUGCUUUUAGCUGUGCGUAUUUCGAUGGAUGCAUUUGGGAAGUUUGGAGAGCACACAAGAAGCUAGAAGGCUACGCCUCGAGCAACUUUUAAGCAUCUUUCGUGCUCUCCAAACUUCCCAAGUGCAUCCAUAACUCGAUAUACGCACGCUAAGCGUGAAAACAUCCUUAAUUAACAUAUUUUCGCAUUUUUUCAUUUGUACGUGCAAACUUGUCACUUAUGUUCUUUAUUUUGGAACUUUAAACCGCAUAUAUUAUGUCAGUUGUUAGUUUUUAUCUUUGUCACUUGAUAAUGAUGUCAUGGCAAACGUUGUGUUAAACUUUUUUUCGCUCAUGUUUAUUCUUAAGUGUAAUUAACAAAAUUUAACUCGAUCCGUUUACUGUUACAGUAGUUGAUUUAAUGAUUUGCAGUUGCUCAUAUUUUAUAGCUUCCGCCCAUUCAAAGAAAGAAAUUUGUUAACGGAGACUGAUUUUGCAAUCUCUAAUAGUAGUCAAUCAUAUUUUAAUCUACCUUUAAUGAAUUCGAUGGUUUUUUUGAAUAUUUAGACUUGGAUGAAUGUGAUUCUGAUUCCUAUGACUGCGGUAUCAAUGCUGUUUGUCAAAAUACCGCGUCCUCAUAUACCUGCACGUGCAAAGCUGGAUAUACAGGAGACGGACGAACCUGUGUUGGUAAGAGGAGACAUAGAUUGAAACCUCUAAUAUUCUACCACUAAACGCCUUAACCAUUAUUCGAUUCCACUAACUGUUGUUUUAGAAUACGUUCAAUCUGACGUAGUUUUUCAUCUACGCCUAAUUUCUCUACUGGGAGGGUCUUAAUGGGGUUAAUUGAAAGGCGUAAAACGGCCAAAAAUUUAGUCAAUAGCCGUAAAAAUUGAAAAAUUUUAACCAUUAGCCGUAAAUAGGGUAAAAAAGAGUUAACCGGAGAGGAAAUUGUUCCCUAGAUUUGUUGAUUUUAGGAAGGUGCUAGACUCACUUAUGGUUGCGUUAUUUAAUUCUGGUUAUUUAUUUUCCGGCUACUUUGACUCCGUACGCACGUUAGGCCAAGCGCCUUUUAGUUGUGACCUAGACCUAGACACCAUUUCCACCGCUCUCUCGGGGAAUCAAUUUUUUCCAUAGCGAAAAUCUGGCUUCUUGCUGGAGAUUAAAAUUUGCGAUUUUCAGGACUGCACAGGAGGUCGUGCCCUCGAAAUACUAGUGAUGUCACUGUUUGUAAAACACGUUGCCGAUAAACAACAAUUCUCUGUAAUAAUGCCCUGUUUUUCUCUGACGCUAAGGUAGACAUUGUCAUGCCUAGUCCCUGUUCGGCGUCCACCCACGCAAUCUCGGUAAAGGCAUUUCGGGAGCGUAUCUGAGAACAAAACUCGCACUCGCUCUGACCACGUGACCCGAAACGUAUUAGCCGCGCGGAAUAAUGAGGCCUAUGGACAAGGCAACGGCAGACAGUCUUUCUGUACAGUCCUUCGCUAUCAUUAAAAACAUUGGCCGUUUUAAAACUAGAUCUAUAAAUGGAUUAUCCGUCUGUGCACAGUGGCCCCCUCCCCCACAGACACCGCUUCUUCGAAUUUUUUCCGAGGGGAGGGGGCGGAUGUACACAGGCUAUCUGAAACGGAUAAUUCAUAUUCAAACUGUCCGUCAAAACUGAUGGAUAAAGUCAGGCGGAUUGUUCAUUCAAAAUUAACCCAUCUCACUUUAAAUAAUCCGUCUCUAGUGUGAAAACGGCCAUUUAUGCUGUUAUAAAUGAAUGUCCCCCCUGCCUUGAGUUGGGCGUUCGCGUGUCUGCCUUUGCUUUUUCACAAAAGUUAUUUUUAAAUUGACUAUUGACGUGUCUAUGCGUAAAAUAAUAGUAGAAAUGGAAUACUUUAUAAAUAGUAUGAUCUAGCAAAUGUUAAAAUUUUUCAAAAGAAUAACUUCAUUUUAUCCCGAGAUGAUCCUAAGACCUUUACUUUGCUUUGAAGCUACAAAAAAUACAGGUUUAUUAAUAUUUAACUCUUUCAAACAAAAGAAAAUAAUUUUUAACGUUUUGUUAACCGUAACUGAAAAAACUUAACCUGUAACCGUAAAAGAACCAAAAUUUUAGCCAAAAACCGUAAAAGCCACCACCCCAUUGAGACUCUCUACUAGCAGAGGGAAGAAAAAGUGAGAGAAAAUGCCUAGUGAACUAUGAGAGGGAGAAGAGAGUCUCUCUUCUUCCUGUAUUUCUUCUCUCGCCUUUAGAGGCAUCUGCUUGUCGGGAUUUUACCGAUGUGCUGAUGCUAACGACAAAAAUUCCAUAUUUUAAGAUGAAGAAGAAGAUGAUUUUACAAUUGCUAUGAUAGUAAUGAAUUAAAUUCUAAUCAACCAUUUGAGAAUUAGAAAGUGUUUUAAUAUGUUUAGACGAGGACGAAUUUACUUCUGAUUCUGAUGACUGCGACGUCAAUGCCGUUUGCUAAAAUACUGUUGGCUCAUACACAUGCACGUGCAAAGCUGGAUAUACCGGAAACGGACGAACCUGUGAUGAUAAGAAGAGCUAGACAUCUAUUCUAACACUGAACGUCAUUAAGAAACGCACUGUAUACCGUGCCUCAUGACAAUACGCCAUUGUCAAAAAGCAAAGAGAUGGUCUCACAAUUCACAAGGCUUCGAAACGAUUAGCAAAAUGCGUAAUUUGUAUAUACCGAUCACAUCAAAAAGUGUCAAAAAGCAGAUAAAAUACAGUGAUAUCAAAUUCAGAUCUUUUCAUUGUUUUUUUUUUGUAGAGGGUCUUGAAGGGAAAAAAUAGUGAAGACACUACCAUCCUUGCAUUUCUGAGCCUUUCCCGUAUCUACUUUUAUUAAUCAUUUUCAGUCUGUUGUGUUUCAAUUCUCUUUAGAUCUGAACGAGUGUUCAAGUAACUCUGAUAUCUGUCAUAUCAAUGCAAUAUGUCGCAAUACCGUUGGGUCCUACACAUGUACCUGCAAACCUGGAUAUAAAGGAGAUGGACGAACCUGUAGUCCUAAUGGUAAAGGUCAUGUCUUACAAGAUCCUAGAUGUUAAAUAUGAACUAUCACUAUGUCUGAGUGCCGGGUGAUUUGAGGUGAGCAGUUAACCCUAUUCAGACCUGGGUUAUUUUUGCUUCUUGCUACCGGGGGGCGGCUUCAGAGGCCCCCUCUUUAAAACUUCGAAACCGCUCAUGAAAAAAAAAAUAUAUGCAAAAAUAACACAGAAUAAUCAUUUCCAGAAAUUUAAUUUUUUUCCAAAAUUAAAAACUGGCAUAAUGACGUUAUCUGCUGUCAUUGUGGCGUCAUGUUGUUCAAUUUAUUAGCGACCAAGAGAGACAAAACUAGUAUUCAUUAGGGGUUAGAGAAGUCAAGUGAAAAUAGAAUAAACGGUUACAGUAUUAAUUUAAAAUGGUAUAAAAAUAAAAAUAAGUGUUAUCGAUCUUGGCUGACGGUCAGUUGCAAUGUUAUUAACUGUCCGAAAAACAAUCAGCUCAAUUGGCGCCGAAUUUGUCAUAGUUCUUUUGUCAGAUUAUGGAAGUCGACUAUUUUUCUAGGUUUGCAAGGCUGCGUUAUUGUGGGAAACAACCGAAACCACUUAACCUCGUUAAACAACUGGCUUUCACCGGUGAUAAGAAGCGUUUAUUUUCGCUGGAGGCGCUGCUGGCGUUCAUCAGUGGACGGCUGGGCUGCAAGUACGUUUCACUCGCGAUGUGACGGCAAGGGACCGAGUGUAACAAUAAUAAGGGUCGGAAGAUAUAUUUUUGGAGGAUACGCUAGUGUUUCGUGGGGUAAGUAAACAAUGUAAUUCAAUUGGCGAUUUUAGUAACAGCCCUGCCGUCGAAAGCAUUCCACUUGACAGGAGGCUUUAGGUUCAGCCGGAUAGUGAGCAAUGGAGUGAAUCAAUCUGCCUUUAGGACGGUGCCCAACAAUGGGAAGAUGUCAUACCAAGGGCUAUUGAAAUCCAAAAAGAAAAGUAGGGGUAACCGCGCAUUUUUCAGUGUUAAAUACACUUUAAUAUGGAGAGAUAAAUGCUGAAUAGGCAUUUUUAGAGAACAUUUUUCCCAAAUUUCAGAGUGUACAAGUUAAAUGGAGCAAAUGCAAUGGUAAUUGUAUCGAGGCUUCGAAAUAAAGAACAAUGGUAACAUAACAACUGCUCUUAUAAGUCUUUUUAACUCAUCACUGUAAACUGGGUAGUUAGAAGCAGUGACCCCUCUCCACGCGUUUGCCUCAAAAAUGCUUCAAACGACAUUUGUCCCAAAAACAAAAAAAAAUUGAUCGUCUGCCGAGUGGGCUAAUUACUUCGAUUUGGCAAGAUACCAUUCGCUUUUAAAGUUAAUUCUUUCUGAUCUCUUCCUUUCCGAUCUCUGUGAGAGAACAAACCAUCUCAAGGAUAAAAAAAACAUAAAUCGCCUCGGGAACCACACAGGAAAGAAGAAAGAGAUAUACGACAAACUAAGUGUUCCGAAAAUUAAUUUUUAUCUUAGUCUGCGCUAUAACUUUUGAUGGAAACUUUUUACAUGGGAUUUCUAAAUGUCUUCGAUUGCUCUAUAGAGUACAUGUAGUCAGAAGUUCAUAAUCCUACAUGACCCUCUGUUUUUUUGUUUUGUUUUUACCUCAUCGCAUGCUGUAGCCGUUGCGGCGUAAAGAGGAUUAACUAAUGUAGUAUAUGUGGUAUAUCAGAAUUCUGAAAGUCGCAAAUGACAACAGUUUUCAGUUCCUUUCUCUUUACUAGCUUCCGGCGAUAGGUAUCAGAACGACUCCAAAGCCUUUUUAUUUUCACUGGUAAACAAGCCAGGAUGGGCACCUGUUAAACUGCCUCAGACAGGGAAACGCAGUUUAAGCAGAGUACGUUCCUUAUAUUUUUACUCCUUAUAUGGCCCUACAUUCGGAGGAGGAUAUGACAUUCGCUUGUCCAACUACGCCUCAUCCAAUACCAAUUCUUACAGCAACCUUGGCUAUACUUACAGCCCACCGAGAGGAUACAGCUACGGCAGCACUUUCGCCCAAACAUUCAUGGCAGGAACAUACCACUUCCAACCAGACGAAAUAGAAACAUUUUACGAAACAAUCUAA
Molecule: messenger RNA, 7691 nt
Organism: Porites evermanni
Lineage: Eukaryota; Metazoa; Cnidaria; Anthozoa; Scleractinia; Poritidae
Source: the annotation of a GenBank genome assembly